Messenger RNA from Hyaloperonospora brassicae, 2676 nucleotides. The record is from the annotation of a GenBank genome assembly. NCBI's taxonomy places the organism in Eukaryota, Oomycota, Peronosporomycetes, Peronosporales, Peronosporaceae.
AUGCAGUGGGAUGCCGCUGCGAUUGGAUCCUCCGACGGUCUCGAGAACGCUUUCAAGCAGAAUGACCUCAUCUUGGCGACGUCCGAAGGGAGAAAAGAGGAGCUGCGAGCUUACAGUCAGUCGUCUGGUCAUUGGCGCUUGUACCGCACGCUCUGCCAAGUCCGUUUUGGUUACCUGUCGUUCCUCGUGGUCAUGGUAGUGCUCAUGGUGUCGUUCACGCUGUUGAUGGAGAUUUUCUUUUCAAUCUUCCUGCCAAGUGCCAAGUACAAUGCGUACUACACAUUGCGCGCAGUAGUGUUUCUGGUGCUCUUGCCGGUGGUGCUGUUCUUCCUCUCUUACAUUUUUGAAGAGGCGUCGAGAUUUUUUCUGGAUGCACUGGACAAAUCGGAUGGCUCGCUGCCAAACUUUCGAUUGGCGCUGGCUGUUGUUGUCCACUACCUUCGCCACAGAAGAGCGCUUAACGAGCUUGAAAAGAUGAACGACGCAGCCCGUGGUGAAAGGACGUUACUAGUGGGUGACAGUCUGCCGAGAAGUCAGACUCCAGCGGCGAAAUGCAGGACGAGAAGUUCAUUGUUACUGACGGCGAAAACCGACCCGUUCUCGGAAGACUACGAAGAAGAACAGGUUGGGGUACGGGAAAGCACGGAAGAGAACGAAGAGGAUGGGCUUUGGGACAGCACGGAGGUAGAUGAGGCAAAGCAAUCGACCACAGCGGAGGCGACAGCGGCCUGCGUAGCGACGCUGUCUUCCGUCGUUGAGGACUCGCCAAAAAAGAAUGCAAUGAAACGGUGGAAGCGGAUUCAAGCAGCCGUGAAGACAACGCUGCUUAUCAGACAGGUUAAGGAGGAAGGGCCGGCUAUCGAUCUGUCGACUUUUGUUGCCGUGGAUAUUGUGUGCCCCGUUUUUUUCGAGGUGCUGACGGCUGCUUCGAUGGUUGUCAAGUUCGUAGCGACCUGGUCAGUGCCAGACGCAUUUUUAGCCUAUGUCCAGACAGGCUUCUGGUGCGUGGGUGCUUACCUGGUGUUGUGGAUGAUAGCGCAUUUUUGGAGCAGCCGCAAUGGUAAAAUGCGUACGAUGGUAAGCAAUUAUCGUCGUCGAAGGCGCAUACUGCGUCGAGCGGUUUGCGCACUCGAAGAGAAAGAGCGCGCCGAGCACUUGUGGUUGUUGGACGUAGGGUUUCGCUUCGCGCAUCACGUGGGGGUUGUUCUGCAUCCUACGCGUUGGCUUUGUUUCAACAGAGCAACGCGUGACAAGAAGCAGCAGAGCAACAUACUAGACGAUGGGGUCGCGAUUUCAAUCGCAGCAUCUAGACGUUCUGACCAAAUGUCGGCAAGCACUGGAGUAGAAGCUGGUGUGGAAUCUGAUGCAAGCGCUGAACAAAUUCGCCCUACGUCUGUGUAUGCCUCGCGUCUCCAGCGGAUGCAAGAGUUUCAAGAAUGGACACGCGUGCGCAAUCCGUGGCACCAUUUGUCUCUGAACGUCCGCGCGGUGCUGUUGCUGGUGCUUGUGAUCGGUUCGGCUUUGGUUUCACUGAAAUCCUUCUUUGUUGGAUGGCCAAUAAUGGGUGUGUGCCUCAUCGCCCUGAGCUCUGUCGUGCAAAGACGAUUUCCACAAAUUUUUGGUCAAGCGUUUCGGAAGUUCAUUUCGGCUUUCGUGGUCGUCUCACUCAUUUUCUUUUCGUCUUCUUUCGUCAUCGGUACUUUCGUAUCCGGUGACGUAUUCAUGCUAGGACCGUUUGACAAUUCUACGGAGCAAGUAUCAAGCGAGCUCAAAGCUACCCACAGCAUAUCAGCUUCCGUUACCGUUAACGGGAAAGUGAUCAGCUUCGAUGCCACAUCUCAAUACGCGGCUUGUAGCAUCAGCUACCACGGGCUUUCAGUGCUUGAUUUGGCGUUAAUAGCCGACGCCGCGUAUGGCUCCACCACGGAUAUUCAGAAAUCUGCACUCGACAAUCGCUUCAAUGGAACAGAACUGGAUGACUGGAAGCACGUUGCACGAAACAACGAAAGCACAGACGGGCAGACUUGGAUGGAGAUUUACUUCCCAGCAGCCAACAUGACAGUCAUCGCAGUACGAGGCACUGCUUCCGCGACGGAGGCUCUCGAAGACAUGCACUUUUGGUUUGGCAUCUGCAUCAUGCAGGCGGCAAACAUUUUUGUGCCAUUCCUGAAGCAAUUGCCUCGCGCUUUUGUGGUACAAAUGUUGUCCAUGCGCCCCGUCUCGAGUGUGAUGCCGUCGCCCGUGUAUACGGACGUGUUGAAUCAUGCCGUUGACACACGUGCUCGUGUGGGAGAAAAUCUUGUGAUAACGGGACAUAGUCUUGGCGGGGCAAUUGCUGCUAUGAUCGGCGCCAAGACCAAAUCGAGCGCCGUGUCAUUUUCAGGGCCUGGCUUGCUCUAUUCGCUGGGACGCUUUGACAUCACCUCACGAGACGUUCGUGACUACGUUUUGACGAUGAAACCCGCGAAGGAUAUCGUUCCGCGGGUCGACAAGUUGGGUGGCCUAGUGCAGGAGAUUCGCUGCAAAAAAGCGUCUCCAAUGGGUUGCCACAGUACGAGUACUCACCUGUGCGAGUUAUACUUUUCCUGCGGUGACCAACGGCAUCGCAAUUGGUCGAAGAAUCAGCAGUGCACCGCAUACAGCGCGCUGACAUCGGACGAUGACGAUGACGAAUAG